GACAUUCCACAUUUUCUUCUUUUAACGCGUUGCUUUUAGUCGCAUUGCUGUUUGUGCAUCCCAGCGCUUCUUCCUUUUCAGUAGUUUGAAUCCAACCUGAGUGUUUUUCUGCACCCUCGUAGCACCCAAACGACAAAAUGGACAUUACGAAGUACAACCAACUGCUUGCCCUCGCAGACUUUACGAGAGAGGUAAAGCGGUGUGAUUUCUGUGCCAUCGAUCAAGAAAUGACAGGUGUGGAUAUUCCCGGCACGAAUCUGCCCAUGGGUGCUUCUCCUGAUGAUGUCUAUUAUGCAAAGCGCGUGGCAGUGGAGGCGUACAGCGCAUUUCAAAUGGGCAUAGCCUUGUUUACAAAGGCUGACAACAACUCGCACGAGGUUCGGCCAUACAACUUUUACCUGCUGAACAGCACCGGUGAUUUGAGACUAGGUCUUACCGCUAUUUCCUUCCUCGCAGCUAAUAACUUGAAUUUUCAGAUGUGGCUCACUUCAGGUAUGGCGUUUUGCAAUGAACAGGAGGAGCAAGCAUUCGAGGCUAAACAAGACGUUUCUUUUGCAGAUGAUGAGGAAAAGAGUAUCGCUAAUGAAUUCGCGGCAGCCGCUCAGGAACUCCUCUCGACAGAUGGCGAAAAAGUCGUAAAAGAACUCGCGUGUGCAACAGAUCUCGCUCAACGGCUGCAACGUUUCAUAGAGCGCCGCAGUGAUUAUCGAAUUUCCGCAGCUUACGAAGGAAGGCCCUACCUGGCCCAAAAAAUCAAGUUCACUCUUCGAAAACUCGGUGACACGGAGUGGGCGGCAGAAAAGGAAAAGAAAGUUCUGCAGCAAGAGCGCGAACGCGCACAGGUGCUCGGCUUUCGACAGUUCUGGAAAAUUUUGGUCGACAGCAAAAAGCCCGUUGUUGGACACAACUUCAUGCAAGACGCUAUGUUUAUGUUUCACAUGCAUCAAGAACCGCUCCCGAAGAACUAUGCUCAGUUUAAGCAACAAAUGCUGAAAUGCAUGCCCCACAUCUACGAUACGAAAACAAUCGUCAGCAAACUAUCUGGCGAUGCAGCGUUUCCAAUCACCCACCUCGGUGUUGUUUACCAAGAAUGUCGUCGCCGUGCAGGACUGUCCCUCGACACUUUUUCUCGAAAGUUCCGACUCCCGCCAGGUUUUUACAGCUAUAACGACCAGACUGUCAAGAUGCAAAGCAAAGCACACGAAGCUGCUUAUGAUGCGUACAUGACUGGCGUAGCGUUUUGUAUUUUGCACAACUUGUACGCGGACGUCACAGCUGAGACGGAGAAUGUUAUUUCAGCCUUCGGCAGUGCCUACUACAUGUGCUUGGGCGCAGCAGACCAACUGGUCAACAGCAACACGUUUGUACUGGAAUGCGACGUUCCCUGUUCCUCAGAAGAUAUUGAAUCUCUGUUUUUCGCGACGGAAGACAAGGCCUGCGUUAUCACCGCCAGCAACAAAAUUGAUUUUCGGAAAUUAUCGUAUUCUGUAAACGGUCUUAUCCCACGUGAGGAUACAAGGGUUUUCACCGCCUUUUGUGUUCGAAUGACAACUUUGACUUCAACUGAUCAGCUUCGCGAACGCAUCCAGUCGUUACGCGAAAAAGUGUUAGGCAGUGACGAAAACGUGAACCUCGCACUACUGUCACACAUUACCAUCCGGAAACUAGAAUAA
Messenger RNA from Leptomonas pyrrhocoris, 1673 nucleotides. RefSeq lists its product as hypothetical. The record is from RefSeq and is a predicted model, not a curated record. The transcript has a single exon. Gene Ontology annotation, cellular component: cytoplasm. Lineage: Eukaryota; Euglenozoa; Kinetoplastea; Trypanosomatida; Trypanosomatidae. The coding region runs from base 138 to 1673 and encodes 511 amino acids. Gene Ontology annotation, molecular function: RNA binding; 3'-5'-RNA exonuclease activity.